AUGUCGAAACGGAAAAUACCACUGCGGACACUACAGGCGCGACUCCGAGGACUACAAACGACGUUCACGAACUUGUACACGUUCAUGGAGAAAUACACGGCCAACACGAAGCCUUUGGAAGUCUCCGUGCGACUGAACAAGCUGGAAUGCCUGUGGGAUCAGAUGAACGAGGUCAUCGACAACAUCGUAUCCCACGACGAUUCACCCGACGAUCCCGAAGCCUACGUGAAAGAUCGGCUUGAUUUCGAAAACCGAUUCUUCACACUGAAAACUUUCCUAUUGGAAAAGAACGAGCCGGCACAAAACACUCCGUCUACUUCUACCCCUAAUACCUCCUUCGGUUCUACCCCUCACGUACGAUUACCGCAGAUCUCGCUUCCCAAGUUUGGCGGUAAAUUAGAUGAAUGGCUCACGUUUCGCGACCUUUACACCUCGCUUAUCCACUGGCAGGUGGACCUCCCUGCCGUAGAAAAAUUCCAUUACCUUCGAAGCCAAUUAGAAGGGGAAGCAUUAGCCGUGAUCGAUUCUCUCCCUCUUACCGCAGCAAACUAUAAUGUGGCAUGGGAUCUCCUCACACAACGGUUCACCAAUUCCAAGGUUCUGCGGAAACGUCAGGUACAGGCCCUCUUCGAGCUGCCUACGGUUAAGAAGGAAACUGCAUCCGAGUUACAGUCUCUCCUGGAUGCCUUCGAGAAGACUGUAAGAUCCCUCGAUCAAGUCGUCGCCAACAAGGCGGACUACAAGGAUCUGAUGUUGGUGCAUGUAUUGACAUCUCGGUUGGACAGCACCACCCGGAGAAGCUGGGAGGAACAUUCGUCCGAACAACAAACGGACACCCUAAAGGACCUCACGGAUUUUCUCCAACGUCGCUUAAGGAUUCUGGAAGCUCUCCCUGGCAAGGCGCCGGAACAGAAGGUGGAACUCGGACAUACCAAACUGCCGAAAAAGGUUUCGGCGGUAAAAUCCUGCAACGCUACGUUCCAAUCAUCAUCACCGAGCAAAUGCAUCGUCUGCCCAGAGACACAUUUGCUGUAUCAAUGCCCUCAGUUUCUGAAAAUGGCUGUUUCGGAUCGGGAUGGAGUACUUCGGAGCAAUUCUCUUUGCCGAAAUUGCUUUCGGCGGGGUCACCAAGCAAAGGAUUGUUCGUCUAAGUUUUCCUGUCGGCACUGUAGAGCGAGACAUCACUCACUCGUGUGUUUUAAGGGGAAGGUAGCCGAAGUGAAGACGAAUGAGAAACCCGAAUCAACCACUACUACAACGGAAUCAACCCCAGAACCAACUACCUCAAAGGUCGUUAACCUGGCAACGACCGGAGCGAAAGUUUGCAACACAGCCACAGCGUCAACAACGGGUGUCGUUCUACUCACUGCAGUCGUGGUGCUGGAGGACGACAAGGGCAACAAGGUGCAUGCUAGAGCGCUACUGGAUAGUGCAGCCGAAUGCAAUCUGAUUAGCAGACGGCUACGGAAAAUGCUGGUUGUCAAGGAGGAAGCCAGUACGGUCGAGGUUAUUGGUAUCCAAGGGGUGGCAUCCAAGGUCCAAGGAAGGGUUACAGUCCUGAACGGUUUUCUGAGCGUGUACGUGCUUCCAAAAAUUGCGGCACAGGUGUCUACCGCGGUGGUCGAUACCAGCAUGUGGGACAUACCUAAGGGGAUUCAACUGGCGGAUCCGGAUUUCCUCAAAGGAGAACGAAUCGAUCUUCUGCUAGGGGCGGAAUCAUUUUUCGAGUUCUUCGUCUCUGGUCGCCGCAUUCGGUUGGGUGACAAUCUACCAUCUUUGGUCGACUCCGUCUUCGGAUGGGUGGUAACAGGCAGAUAUUCGGUCAGCGGUCCAAUCCAAUCUGUCCUGUGUGAUGUUGCGGUCUCCAGUCGGCUCGACGAAAUUCUCGAACGGUUUUGGAAAUGCGAAGAAGUUGGGUCGGAGAAUAACCAUUCUCCUGAGGAAGCCAGAUGCGAAACCCAUUUUGCGCAAACGGUGCGGCGAAAUGUGUCUGGUCGAUAUGUGGUGUCAUUGCCCAAGAAUGAGGAGGUUUUAGUCAUGCUGGGCAGUUCCAAAACGAUCGCGGAAAGGAGGUUUUUGCAGUUGGAGCGGCGAUUGACUAGAGAUGAGAAGCUACGGGAGGAAUACUGUGCCUUCAUGGUCGAAUACGAGACUCUGGGACAUAUGCGAUUGGUUGGAGACACCGAAACGGAAGAAGGUCGGUGCUACCUCCCACAUCAACCAGUUGUGAAGGAGGAUAGCACAACCACAAAGGUGAGGGUUGUAUUUGACGCUUCGGCUCAAACAGCGUCAGGAUUUUCCCUCAACGACGGAUUGCUCGCAGGUCCUGUGAUUCAGGACGAUUUGCGGUCGAUAAUACUGCGAAGCCGGACUCGUCAGAUCAUCCUAGUGGCCGAUAUAGAAAAAAUGUUUCGGCAGAUAGAGGUCUGCCCGGAGGAUUGCCGUCUUCAAUCGAUUUUGUGGAGGUCGAGCCCAGACAAACCGCUAGCUACAUAUGAACUGUCCACCGUAACCUACGGCACCAAGCCUGCUCCUUUUCUUGCCACCAGAGCCCUGGUGCAACUCGCCACGGAUGAAGCGGAGGAACUCCCGCUGGCGGCCAAGGCCGUCAAGGAAGAUUUUUAUAUGGACGACGCCAUUACCGGUGCGGAUGACCCGAUUGUUGCCAAGGAGUUGAGGAUCCAGCUGCAGGAACUACUACGAAGAGGAGGAUUCGUCCUGCGGAAAUUCGCUUCCAACUGCGAAUCAGUCUUGGAAGACCUGCCAGCUGAAAAUCGGGCGAUUCAGACAACGGAUGGAAUCCAUUUGGACCCAGAUUCGACGAUCAAGACGUUGGGCUUGGUUUGGAUGCCCAACACCGAUACUUUCCGGUUCAAAUUUCGAAUCUCUCCAAUAUCAGAGGAUGCUGUUUUCACCAAGAGGAAGGUCUUGUCCGAAAUCGCAACUCUUUUCGAUCCCUUAGGACUCGUCGGCGCGGUUAUCACAAAGGCAAAAAUCGUCAUGCAACUACUGUGGCGCCUGCAGGAUGAAAACAAUCACCAGUUGGCAUGGGAUGCCAAGCUCCCUCCGAAGGUAGCAGAAGAAUGGGUCCGGUUCUAUCAACAACUUUCUGUAUUGAACGAGCUUCGCAUUGAGAGACUGGUCACCAUACCGAAUCCAAUCAACAUCCAACUACACCUGUUCUCAGACGCUUCCGAAAAGGCUUUCGGCGUCUGCGCCUACCUACGGAGCGAAGAUGCAGAAGGAAGGAUUAAGGUUGCUCUACUAUCGUCGAGAUCGAGAGUUGCACCCUUGAAGGCUCAAUCAAUCCCUAGGCUUGAGCUCUGCGGUGCUCUACUAGCAUCGGAACUAUACACCAAAAUCAAGGCUUCGAUCCGCUUCACUGGAGAAUGUUUCUUCUGGGUGGACUCUACGACCGUUUUGCGGUGGCUACACGCCCCACCCCUAACAUGGGCUACAUUUGUGGCAAAUCGCGUAUCGAAGGUGCAAGCAUCCACGGAAAAUUGUCAUUGGCGACACGUGCCCGGAGAACAGAAUCCGGCAGACCAAAUUUCACGGGGAAUCUGGCCGGAGGAAAUUAUCGACCGACAACCAGCUUUGGUGGGAAGGACCCGCCUGGCUUCGGACUAG
Aedes albopictus (Asian tiger mosquito) is the source of this 3630-nucleotide messenger RNA. RefSeq lists its product as uncharacterized. The coding region runs from base 1 to 3630 and encodes 1209 amino acids. Gene Ontology annotation, molecular function: nucleic acid binding; zinc ion binding. The record is from RefSeq and is a predicted model, not a curated record. The transcript has 2 exons. Lineage: Eukaryota; Metazoa; Arthropoda; Insecta; Diptera; Culicidae.